This is a messenger RNA of Dipodomys ordii (Ord's kangaroo rat), 2198 nucleotides long. RefSeq names its product acidic residue methyltransferase 1 (gene Dcph1). The record is from RefSeq and is a predicted model, not a curated record. Gene Ontology annotation, molecular function: phosphatase activity. The transcript has 5 exons. Bases 51 to 1370 code for a protein of 439 amino acids. Gene Ontology annotation, biological process: DNA damage response. Gene Ontology annotation, cellular component: cytoplasm; nucleus. Lineage: Eukaryota; Metazoa; Chordata; Mammalia; Rodentia; Heteromyidae.
UUCCCGACUCCUUCGCGGCGGCACCGCGACGGUGCGUGGCGCCCGACGCGAUGGCGGAGCCUCCGGACUUUCUCUCGGCCCGGGACGUGGGAUCAUUUGCAUAUAUUACAAUGAAAGACAGAACACCACAGAUUUUAACCAAGGUUAUUGAUACGUUGCAUCGACAUAAAAGUGAAUUUUUUGAGAAAUAUGGAGAGGUUGGCAUGGAAGCUGAAAAGAAAGCUAUUUCCCUUCUUUCUAAGUUACGGAAUGAAUUGCAGACAGAUAAGCCCAUCAUCCCCUUGGUUGACAAAUGGGCUGAUACUGACAUAUGGAAUCAAUACCUGGAGUAUCAGCGGAGCCUUUUGAAUGACAGUGAUAGGAAACCAAGCUGGUUUCAGUCCCCAUGGUUAUUUGUAGAAUGCUACAUGUAUCGCAGAAUUCAUGAAGCCAUUAUCCAGAGCCCACCACUUGAUGACUUUGAUGUGUUUAAAGAAUCCAAAGACCAAAAUUUCUUAGAGUCUCAGGAGUCUGUCAACGUUUUAUGUACUUACUUGCAACAGCUGACAAUUGAAGACCUGGAUGAAAAUCAGCUGAAAGAUGAAUUUUUUAAACUUCUACAGAUUUCACUCUGGGGAAAUAAAUGUGAUUUGUCUCUAUCUGGGGGAGAAAGUAGUUCUCAGAAGACUGAUCUACUGAAUUCUUUGGAAGACUUAAAACCUUUCAUCUUAGUAAAUGAUAUGCAGCAUCUCUGGUCAUUGCUUAGUAAAUUGAGAAAAACAAGAAAAAAAACAUCCAUAGUUAGAGUAGAUUUUGUUCUAGAUAAUUCUGGGUUUGAACUUAUUACAGAUUUUAUAUUAGCUGACUUCUUGUUGUCCUCUCGAUUGGCUACUGAGAUUCAUUUUCAUGGAAAAAUGAUUCCGUGGUUUGUUUCUGAUACUACUCUACGUGACUUUAACUGGGUGAUGGAGCAAGUAAAACAUGGUAAUCAUGAGCACCAGGCCAAGUGUGGGGGUGAUUGGGAAAAGUACGUGCAAGCAGGAAGAUGGGUUUACCACGAUCAUGUAUUUUGGACUCUGCCUUAUGCAUACUGUGCCAUGUUCCAGGUUGCCCCUGACUUAUAUGCUGAACUACAGAAGGCAUGUCUGAUUAUAUUCAAGGGUGAUUUGAAUUAUAGGAAGCUGGCGGGUGACAAAAAAUGGGAGUUCACUGUUCCAUUUCAUGAGGCUCUGAAUGGCUUCCAUCCUGCACCUCUGUGCAGCAUAAGAACACUGAAGGCAGAGAUUCAGGUGGGUCUGCCACCUGGGCUCGCUGAGCAGCUCACAGCUUCUGAUCCCAGCUGGCUGACCACGGGGAAGUAUGGCAUAUUCCAGUUUGAUGGGCCAGUUUGAAUCCAGCUGUGUAGAAAGGUCUUUGCACCCUGGAAGCGCACUUGCUGCCCGUGGGUGACAGUGGCCCCACCACACUGCUUUGGGAAUGGAGGGGUUUAAGCUAGUGGCUGAUAUUUAUACUUGUGCCAGAAUUUCAGAAAGUAUUACAAGGUAAACGUAUAGUUUCCAAAUAGCCUUAAAGAACUUAUUUGUAAUUUGGGGAAAAGCAAAUUAUAAAUAAAUUCUCCUUUAUAAGUUAGUUUUAUUUUAUUUUCUUAGCAUACUGCAUGGUGUUUGAUAUUCUAGGGAGCAUGGAAUUUAAUUUUGAGCUCCUAGAACAAUGAUUACUCAGUGAAAACAUACAUUUUAGUGACUCUUUGUAAAGAGAGGCAUUUUUUACAACUGUGAUGCUUGAACAUAUAGGAGUGAUACCUCAUAAGUGAAUUACAACUCCUGUUGUCCUUGAACUGUCUCAUUUUAAUAGUCUCUUUUAUUGCAUGUGUUUGUGUGUUGACUGACCUGAAAAAUGAAUGCCAGGAAGCACAAAAUUGAACAGUGUAACACAUACAUUUUAUUUAUGCUCGCUAUAAUCACCUGAAAUGAUUAUUAGUUCUAAGCAUUUUAAAUGAACAGACUUUUAGUUUUCAACUUUAGAAAACUGCUUUACAUAGAAAAUAUUCCUAUGCAUUGAAUUUAUAUAAUACCAACAAGGAAUUCAUUUUUAUAUUACACAUUUUAUUGUUCAUAACCACAGAUAUUAAAAACUAAACAUUCAUGUCAGUUUGUUUUGAAACUGAAAUUGGAAUUGGAAAUGUUUUCUUGCACUGGAAUAAUAAAAUGAGUUGUACU